AGCCCCGCCUACUAGCUACAAGAGAGAAAAAGAAGCUGGGAGAGUGUUGCCUGUCUGUCUGCUGCGGCUGUCUAGUUGCUGGAGAACUGGCAGAGAGAUGAGCAAAGCUGGAGCAGCUCCACCGCCUCGGACGGCUCCACCACCGGCCACCAAAGAAAAGGGUGUCCGGAACCGUUCGAAGAUGUCCGGAAAUGGAAGGAGAGCAGCCUCGGGUUCUAGCAAGUCUCUGCGGGCGAAGGAGGAGGAAUACAGGAGAAUGAACGCUGAACUUGAGGCAAAGACUGCUGAACUAGUAAAGGAAGCCGAGCACCUGGUGAAGGGUAACAUGUCUCUGCUGUGUGACCUGGAGAGCUCAGUUGAGCACUCAACUAGUCCAGUCAGGUCUUCUACUGCUGCGGACCAUGCAUCGUCGUUCUCUCUCCCUUCCUCUCCCCCUCCCCCUCCCUCCACCUCUCCUCCCUCUCUCCCUACUCACACUACUGACACCAACAAACCAAUGGCUGUGGCAAAGAAGAAAACAACUAAACCAAAGAAGACGGCUAAAAGUUUACCAUCGGAGGUUGCCGUGACGACAGACUCUGGAACUGCGGCCGAUCUCAACAAUGUCGUCCUCAGAAUGGAACGAGAGCUGGAUGGAGUGGAAUGGAAUCGGGACGCAGGAAACGGGGGAAUCGAUGUUGUCCCUGAGGCAGCUGAUGAUAUGGGACCAGAGGCAUUGACGAGGUUUCUGAAGGCAAAGCUAAGAGUGAUGCAGGAGGAAAUUGACCGUCUUUGUCAGGAGCUAACUGCCAAGGAUAAGCGACUGGCUGAAAAAGAAACUGCUGCGAAGUCACUUUCCGAGGAAAACAACAAACUGCUGCGCACACAACGCACGCUGCAGCCGGAGCUGGAGAAGCAGAGGUCAGUUGCUGACGCUCUGAGACAGAAAUGUGGCGGACUUGAAACUCAGUUGGCCACUCUCAGGAAGGAGAUAGAUGUAAUGAAAGGAGGAGAGAAGAAGGCACGGAGUCAGCAAGGAGCCAUUGAGGUCCGGCUGAACCGUGCCCUGGAGGAUGUAGAGAGGCAGAAGACUGAGCUUGCCAGUCUCCGUGCUCGGUCCCAGGAUUCGAGUCGGGCGGAGAGGUCGAAGGUCGAGGAGUUGACAUCAGAGAACAAGCAGCUGCUAAGACAGAGGAAUGAGCUGAUGACAGCCUUCAAGAAACAGCUGCGACUUAUCGACAUUCUCAAGAGACAGAAAAUGCACAUUGAGGCAGCUAAACUUCUCUCAUUCACCGAAGAAGAGUUUGUAAAGGCGCUGGACUGGCAAACUACUACCUGAUCACCUCCAUUAUGCGCAUGCGUAUACAAAACGUUCGCACGCUGAUAUAAAAUUUAUUAAACUUCGACCUUGACGUUUCGCCCACAUACGUAAGCACCGCCCGCAGUGGUAGAGAGGGAGAAGAUGCGCCGACCAGUACAGAGUUUUGGGCUGCUGGUCCUCGUUUUCUACGCCGCCUUUGCGAACAGCGGGAAUGACGUUACCGGUCCUUGCGACAGUUUCAACGAGGAGGUUCCGCGGACCAUGAAGACGACGCCCAAGGUAUCGAAGGAUCCGAAUGACGGCCCUUUGGUUGUAGAUGUGGUGUGUAACCCUGGCUAUCUUCUGGUCCCGGCUGAGGCGAGUCGACUGCACUGUAUCAAUGACACAAUAUGGGAUGACCUCCCUGAUUGUAAAGCUAUUCCGCGAGUUGGAUUCACAAAACCUGCGGUGAACUGCUCAAUGAAUAGUUUGUGUAACAAUUUGAAGAUUCCAGUUCAGCUGUUCGGACAGUUUGUGAGGGAGUUUUCGGUAAAUGUGACACUGGAUGUCAGUGCAGAUGAUACCUCAGAAGUGGAAGAGGAUGGGCUUUUUGAAAUCAAAACGACGACACUUGUCUUCAGCACUAAAGACACAGAGUCAGUGAAAGUGAAAGUGGAAGCUAAGGACACGGGUGUAAGCGGUGUGAGCAAGAUAUACACCUUGUGUUUGACUGUACUGCCAUCUGAGAGUAAUGAGACUCGAGCCAACGUCAGUAAUCGUUGUAUUGUUGUGAAGGUCAUCAAUGAAAACAAGGCCAGCCUAAAACUGGUUCAGCAGGACCUAUUUUUUACCAGUGGAAUGCAGCUGCUCAGUUUCCAAGUUGGCUACAGGGAAUGUGAAAUUAAUGUGACUUUAUGUCUGCACCCAAUUGAGAAGGAAAUAUGUACAAAUUUCACCAUACCGGAUAAUAAGAUGGACAUCUACACAGUCGACUUAUUGCAGCAGAAUACAGGGGUUUCCCUGGAGAUUGGGUCAUAUGAAGGAAAACUUGUUGCCCCUAACGACAGCUGCGGAGCUCAGAUUACCAACUCGACUUUGAACGUCCAAUGGACACUUACUCCUGAGGAAAUACACAAAUAUUCCGUUGAGAUAUGGAUGGAUAAUCGACCGUAUGAUGUAAAUAUUUCGCUGGAAGGCGUCCCCUCACUUUCUACCAUUCCAAUCAGCAUGUCUAAACCUUUGCCUACUCGAUUUAAUAUUUCUAUGAAUACAAACGACCCCUCACACACAACAUUGUGCACAAUUGAUGGACUGGCAGGAGAUGGUGGCUCAGGGGCAGACAUUUCCGAUUUCAUAAAAACAAGAUUCGAGGCAGUAACUGAUAUGACGGAGAGUUACUGGAUGACACUCUCCGCUAUGACGCCGCCGUUUGUUGCCACGGUGAAAGGCGGGAAUGAAGGGGCACUGCUGAUACUUUCAUUUGAUGCUGUUGCAAGUUUCACCUCCAAUUAUUCCAUUUGGAACGAUACGACUGAACUGGAUGUUUCCAUCGACACCUCGAGAUCUCUGAAACUAGACGAUUACGUAAUUAUUACUUCGCCUGACUCAGAACUGUCCAGCGAAGAUUAUAGCCUUAGAAAGACGUCAUCUGUGGACUGGGCACUCUCCCUCAACCUCCAUAACUAUGGUUUAGCAAAUUUCAUUCUAUCAAUGAAGAAGAGCGAUGUAGCUCCGCCCACUUUCUCCGUUGACACACCUAGCACUACUACCAUCACUAUUGGUACGGAACUGUCGUUUGAAGCGAAAAAGUACGCCGUUGGCGAUAAGGUAGUAGUCAUCAAAUCUUCCCGUGAUCUCAAGGGCAAUGACGAUUUUAAACUGAAUAAACUUGUUGAUUUGAAGUGUAUUCCAGAUGACGUUAUUACACUCGAUGCUGAUGGUGCCUGGGUAGAUGGUGGAAAAGUUGAAGUAUCGUUUACAAGGGUAGUGAUAAAAAAGACGCGGUUAACGUCACCAUCAGUUUUACUGUGAAAGGAGAAAUGAAGGAACUUGUGGCGAUUUCAGAGAGUUUCAAAGUUACAACUGUCGUCCUGCCAGCUGAAAAGAAGGACGUGACUGUCACCCCUUACACCAGAGGAAGAAGAUUCCGAAACGACGUCUCGUGCCAUUUGGAGGAAUGAUUGCAGUGCUGAUUGGUGUAGUGGUGGUUGCCGUGGUAGCGUACGUAGGAUACUCCAACAGGCAGAAGAUAAUGAGCUAUGUUGGAGGGGGAGGGGGAGGAGGAGAGGGAGGGGCAGGGAAAGGCCUCAUCUCCAAGAGCUAGAAAGCGGUUUCGUAGCAGAGGUGCGUACAAGAAACUGCCAACCAGUGUACAGGAUGCAAUGACUGGCCAUAAUGACUAGCUAAUCCACAUGUGAACCGUUUUCUCUCUCCCCCAUUUUCCCCGAUUUCGAUCAAGCACUGAGUGGAAACGCGCAUGCGCAGUGUACCUAGUGACGCCACCAAACAUGCACGUGAUGAAGGUGUGACAUAAUUGGAGUACUUCUCAUACUUUCGUGUUUUGUUAGUGGAUGUGUAGCUAGCUAGCUAGCCUCUAAGGUACAGUACUGUCGAUAUUCACGAGGUCGAUCGCCGUCUGUUGGAGAGAGGGGAGGAAUCCAAUAUGGCGAAAUACUCACAGAAUUUCUGGGGCAGUGAGUUCUGCUCCACAGCUGGCUAUGACACUCUGAUUAAGAGACUGAAAGAAGGCAAGAAAAUGUGCCAUGACCUUGAAGAUUUUCUUGAAAAAAGGGCUAGGAUAGAGAAAGAAUAUGGUGACAAUCUCGUUCGGUUGGCUGAUAAAGCUGCAGGAAAAGAAGAGCUAGGAACACUGCGAAAGUCAUGGGACCAACUAAAAUCAGAGACUGAUGCAGUGGGUCGACUCCACCUGAGUCUGUCUCAGAAAAUCACAGACGACAUUUUGAAGGCAGUUCGGGAGUUCAAGGAACAGCAGCGUGACACGAGGAAGAAGAGCGAGGACACGGUGAAACGAGCGGCCGGACACAAGAGAACCUGCUAUCAUUCCACCAACAGAGCCCGGGCCACGUACGAGACGAGAUGUAAGGAGACAGACAAGGCAGAAGAGUCGUUCAAUAAAGUCCAGAGUCUGGGGAAUGCCAAACAGCAGGAAAUAGCAAAGGCACAGAAGAACUCUGAGAAGGCACGGGCGGCGUCCAAGAACGCGGACCAGCUGUACCAGGAGUCUGUCAAGAGUCUAGAGGAGAGCCGGGCCCUCUGGGAGAGAGAGAUGGAGCUUCUCUGCCGGCAAUUCCAGGAGUUGGAGGAGCUGAGGAUUGCAUACCUCCGUCACCAGAUGUGGACCCUUUGCAACCUCUGUUCUCAGACGACCGUCUACGAGGACCAGUCAUUUGAGAACGUGCGGAAAGUUCUGGAAGAGUGCAAUGUAGACAAUGACAUCGACCUGUUUGUCAGCGAGAGAAAAACGGGGAGCGAGCGACCUGCCCCUCUUCGUUACAUCAAUUUCUAUCACCCGAACCAGAGCGAGCCCCCGACACCACCAGUGGCAAAGGGAGGGAAGGGGGAAGCUCCAAAUAAAGCCCUCCCUCCCUUACCACCGGCAAGUUCCUCUGAGCCUGCCGAACCCAUUGAAGACGGUGUGUACUCCAGCAUCCCCGACCAGGUCAAGGUAAACACCGUCGCCACGGCAGCCAGUGGAGGGGCGGGGUUUGACGAGAGCUACUACGCCACGCCCAAAUCCACCAUGGAGCAGGUGGUGGCGCUGUACUCAUAUGAGGCCCAAGGCUCCCAGGAGAUGAGUAUAGAAGAAGGCGCCAUAGUGACCAUCAUCACCAAGGAAGAUGAUGUGUGGUGGUGUGGACAGCUCCUGGACGGCACGACGGGAAUGUUCCCAGCAAACUACGUGACACCAUACCAGACAUAGACAUCCCCUCGCUCCCAUAGUCCAGGCCCCCCGUUAUGAUAAUAAUUAUAUUGUGUGUUUUUAAAUUAUGCAUUAGGUCAUUCAUUUGCCAGUUGUACAAGCAGAAUUAUAAUUGAUUUUUUUGUUCACACACUAAAUGUUGAUUAAUGAAAACAAGGCGGGGCAUAUUGCCACGGCAACCACUCCCAUGCAUGUGUAGGAAGUGAAUUUGACUGGAAUGUCGAGAUUAAUAGGUCCCCUGUCCCAGACCCAUGUCAGCUUAUUCUGGUUCCAUUCCGAUCCAGUCUUGCUCUCAUUCAAUGCCACGAACUUGGCCGAGUAAUGAACUCUUUCACUACUCACUUCGGAUUUCCUUUUAAUGCACACCGUUGUUACCCCAGCAACGUGGGCCACUGCUUGAAGUAAAAUCUUUGCUCCUCUUUCGGCUAAUGCUUUCAACAUCACCAAGGCAACCAACCCAACAAGGAAUCUCAAAAGACCACACCAAACGGCAGUCAACAGGCUGCUAUACUGCCCCGCCUCUUCCAGUAGACCACGCCCCCCGGUGGGCGGAGUCAGUAGGACCUGUCCAACAACAAAACCCACGGCAACACCCGUCAUGCAAACAGUCUCGGCAAACACUAUGGUGACGGGGUAAGGAUCCGGGUGUAGGCUAAGCAGCAGAACGACGAUACAGACGAUCCCGAGGAGAGAGAGGAGAGAGGGAGAACUGGAGAGGUAAUCAUCCACUCUCUCGUAGGCCCGGAGCCACCCCGCCAGGAGAAUACAGCCGACCACGCCCCCAGUCAGAAUGUCGGCUGGACUAUGCACGCCGAGGUACAUUCUGCUAAACAUCACGCUAACAGACCACAGGCCUAUUCCGACAAAGACGGAGAUUUUUGUCGGGAGGGAGAGGGAGAAGUGAUGGUCGAGGUAGAACCAUAGGAACCAGGGAAUGUUGGUGUUCAGAACGGCAUGGUGACUCGGCAGACCCCAGUCCUGGCAUCGCUGGAGCGGCGUUACCGGGGGCGACGGGGGGCGUGGCAGACACAGUGUGUUCUUUAGAAACCCAGUGACAUAGAAACAGAUCCCCAUCAGCUGUACCAUCAACCUCCCGAGCUUGGCGUCGACAAUCCACACCACCAGAGCCACCAGGAGCAUGUAGAACUCUUCUUCCCCGAGAAAGCUGCUGGCCUGCAUGACCGCGUUUCUCCACGGAGACCGGAGACCCUGGAUACGGACCAGCACCGGAGUACCGCGAAGGAUCUCCGUCUGUAGUCUGGCUCGUACCCACCUCCCCACGACUCCCAGCCGGUGGACUGGAGGGUAGACCUCAAGUCGACUCGAAUCCGACGCUGUUUCUUCUCGCUGCAUUGUGUUUAGCUUGAGGUCAAAG
Geodia barretti is the source of this 6594-nucleotide messenger RNA. NCBI's taxonomy places the organism in Eukaryota, Metazoa, Porifera, Demospongiae, Tetractinellida, Geodiidae. The record is from the annotation of a GenBank genome assembly.